Molecule: messenger RNA, 2736 nt
Organism: Oncorhynchus gorbuscha (pink salmon)
Lineage: Eukaryota; Metazoa; Chordata; Actinopteri; Salmoniformes; Salmonidae
Product: procollagen-lysine,2-oxoglutarate 5-dioxygenase 2-like
Exons: 17
Coding region: 1-1785 (594 amino acids)
Biological process (GO): peptidyl-lysine hydroxylation
Cellular component (GO): endoplasmic reticulum
Molecular function (GO): iron ion binding; procollagen-lysine 5-dioxygenase activity; L-ascorbic acid binding
Source: RefSeq, a predicted model, not a curated record
AUGGGAAGACGCAUCAUCGGUUACGCCCCAUAUGUGAACAAGAUUGUCGAGCAGUGGAACCUUCACGACAACGAUGACGAUCAGCUAUUCUACACCAAAAUAUACCUGGACUCUUUUCAGAGGGAGAAUUUGAACAUUGGUUUGGACCACAAGUCUCAGAUUUUCCAGAAUUUAAAUGGAGCAAUUGACGAGGUUCUCUUGAAGUUUGGAACGAAGAGUGCCCGAGUGAGAAACACUGUUUACGACACCCUGCCAGUGGUCAUCCAUGGCAACGCAAACACCAAAAUGUAUUUGAACUAUCUAGGAAACUACAUCCCCAACGCCUGGAACUACGAGAGAGGCUGUGGCGUCUGUGACCACAACAUGGUGGAUUUGUCUCAGCUCAAAGAGUAUCCGACUGUUAUGGUUGGAGUGUUCAUCGAACAGCCCACUCCUUUCCUCUCUCAGUUCUUCCAGAGACUUGUGACCCUCGACUACCCCAAAGAUAAACUCAACGUCUUCGUUCAUAACAACGAGGUUUACCAUGAGAGACACAUCCAGAGGUUUUGGGAGGAGAGUAAAGAUGUGUUUAACAGCUUCAAGGUUGUGGGUCCGGAGGAGAACUUGAGCCAAGGACAGGCCAGAAACAUGGGCAUGGGGCUGUGUCGUAAGGACCCAGGCUGUGACUUCUACCUCAGUAUGGAUACUGACGUGAUGCUCACCAACAGACAGACCCUGAAGAUCCUCAUCGAGCAGAACAGGAAAAUAAUUGCUCCCCUUGUCACUCGUCAUGGCAAGCUGUGGUCCAACUUCUGGGGGGCGUUGAGUCUGGAUGGUUACUAUGCCCGUUCUGAAGACUACAUCGACAUCGUGCAGAGCAAGCGUGUGGGCGUAUGGAACAUUCCCUACAUGGCUCAUAUCUACUUGAUAAAGGGAGAGGUCCUGAGAAACCAGUUGAAGGAGAGGAACCAUUUUGUUUUGGAGAAACUGGAUCCCGACAUGGCUCUGUGCAGACACGCUAGAGAACUGACCAAUCACAGAGAGAAAGACUCCCCCAACCCGGAAACAUUCCAUAUGCUCAGAGUUCCAAAGGGAAUGUUCAUGUACAUUACAAACCGUCAUGAGUUUGGAAGGCUAAUUUCCACAGCUAACUUUAACACGUCACACUACAACAGUGAUCUGUGGCAAAUAUUUGAGAAUCCAGUGGACUGGAAGGAGAAAUACAUCCACCCCAACUACACACGCAUCUUCACAGAGAACUACCUAGAAGAGCCAUGUCCAGAUGUGUUCUGGUUCCCGGUCUUCACGGAGCGGGCCUGUGAUGAGCUGGUGGAGGAGAUGGAACACUACGGGUCCUGGUCUGGAGGCAGCCACGAGGACAAGAGGAUCACCGGCGGCUAUGAGACCGUGCCGACUGAUGACAUCCACAUGAAGCAGAUCGGUUACGAUAAGGAGUGGCUACACUUCAUCAGAGAGUUCAUAUCCCCCGUCACUCUCAAAGUCUUCUCUGGAUACUACACCAAGGGCUAUGCAGUGAUGAACUUCGUAGUGAAGUACACCCCCGGCAGACAGGCCUACCUGAGACCCCAUCAUGACUCCUCCACAUUCACCAUCAACGUUGCUCUCAACAGCAAAGGAACUGACUUCCAGGGUGGCGGAUGUCGGUUCCACAGGUAUAACUGCUCCGUAGAUUCCCCUAGGAAGGGCUGGAGUUUCAUGCACCCAGGCCGUCUGACACACCUCCACGAAGGCCUGCCCACCACCAACGGAACACGCUACAUCGCUGUCUCCUUCAUCGACCCUUGAACCUUACACUCUACACUAGCAUUUUAUCAGGUUUAGUUUUUUUUUUCGUUGUUGUUUUUGUUGUUAAUUUGAUCUGGGAUUUUUUUUGUCUUAAUGAUGUUGUCAUCAUGACAUUUUACGGAUGCAAUUUACUGUACCCCCCCCCAAAAAAAAAACAUGUUUUGUUGUUGUUGAAAAGAACAAAAGACUGCAAAGAAAUUGUAGUAAAGGUCAUGCCAGAGUCAGACAAUCACCUUCAUUUGAAACUCUCUGUCAAACAGAGAACAGAGUGCCUUAACAUGAUGACUGUAAUUCACCAUCUGCAUUUCAGGUCAAAUAUAGUAGAGCCUUCAUACUUCACAUCACUCAGAGUUUAAUCAUUCUAAUCAAUUAGUCAGUUGACCAAUACUCCUAACCUACCCACAAUGAGUAAUCCUACCCACAAUCCUAAUCAAUUUGUUAGUAAUCCCACACAUAAUCCUGAACAAUUAGUUAGUAAUCCCACCCAUAAUCCCGAACAAUUAGUCACUAAUCCCACCCAUAAUUCUGAUGAAUUAGUCAGUAAUCCCACCCAUAAUCCUGAUGAAUUAGUCAGUAAUCCCACCCAUAAUUCUGAUGAAUUAGUCAGUAAUCCCACCCAUAAUCCCAAACAAUUAGUCACUAAUCCCACCCAUAAUUCUGAUGAAUUAGUCAGUAAUCCCACCCAUAAUCCUGAUGAAUUAGUCAGUAAUCCCACCCAUAAUUGUGAUGAAUUAGUCAGUAAUCCCACCCAUAAUCUAAAGGAAAUAUGUGUUAAUGGUUAUUCUGCCAACAGGCAGCUUGUUUUAACCAUUUUAGAUCGUUUACCUGUUUGUAUGGUUAACCUGUACUUUAAAGUGUAGUUUUAAAACCAUUGUCCAUCCAUGUUGUGUCCACCCAUUUUCAGAACAUUGCGUUGCAGUUUGUUACCUGAUGUUAAUACAACCGACAUGC